AUGUUGCGUCGCCGCACGGGCAAGGACGAUGCCCCCUCCCGCAAGAGCAUGAGCAGCCAGCUCAUCCGCCGCCAAACAGAGGAGGACAAGCUCCGCGAGGAGUUCGGGGGCGCCAAGGUCAAGCAGCUGGUUAUUAAGCCGCGCAGCAAGCGUCGAAAUGGGUUUAUCUUCGUGCUGGGUGGGCUCUUUGGCGUUUUCAUCGCGCUGUUCUUCGCGAACCAGCAGGAAGUCAUUAAUCUGGACGGGCUGAUGGACCUCAACAUCGAUUCGUUGAUUGAUGUGAUUCCGCAAGGGAUCAUGCGCGAUGCAAAGGAGUUUUCGCAACACGAGCGCGAUGCUGUCAAUUACGAUUCCUUCGCCGUUGGACUACACCUCCAGUCGCAGGGGGUUCAUGCCAAGCAUCCUGUGGUGAUGAUUCCCGGAGUGAUUUCGACAGGACUUGAAAGCUGGGGCACGGGAGAUAGCUCCCGGCAGUACUUCCGGCGACGACUAUGGGGCAGUUGGACCAUGAUGCGGGCGCUGGUGAUGGACAAGGCUGAAUGGAAGAACCAUAUCAUGCUCGACCGUGAUACUGGUCUUGACCCGCCAGGCAUUAAACUGCGUGCGGCGCAAGGGUUUGAUGCGACCGACUUCUUCAUCACGGGCUACUGGAUUUGGAAUAAGAUCUUGGAGAACCUCGCGACAAUUGGCUAUGACCCGACAAAUGCAUUCACGGCCGCCUACGACUGGCGACUCUCCUAUCUGAACCUGGAGAUCCGCGACAAAUACUUCAGCCGACUCAAGUCCUAUAUCGAGACGGCGGUUGACGUGCAGGGCGAGAAGAUCACUCUCGCAUCGCACAGUAUGGGCUCGCAGGUGGUGCUCUACUUCUUCAAAUGGGUCGAGAGCGAGGACCAUGGAAAGGGCGGACAGGACUGGGUUAACAAGCAUAUCGACUCCUGGGUCAACAUCAGUGGCUGCAUGCUGGGCGCCGUCAAGGGAUUGACCGCGGUGCUAUCCGGUGAAAUGCGCGAUACCGCACAGCUGAACGCCUUUGCUGUCUACGGACUGGAGAAGUUUCUGUCGAAAGAAGAACGAGCCGAGAUCUUCCGCGCCAUGCCUGGCAUCUCGAGCAUGCUACCCAAGGGCGGCGAGGCCGUCUGGGGCAAUUCCACCUGGGCCCCAGACAACCACCCAGAUCAAUCCAUGAACUUCGGCAAUCUACUGAACUUCCGCGAAACAAAUUCCUCCUGGACAAGAAAAAACCUCACCACCUCCGAGAGUCUGCAGUACCUCCUGGACCAGAGUGAGGAUUGGUACCGCGAUCUUGUUCUCAGCAGCUACUCGCACGGUGUGGCGCAUACAGCCAAGGAAGUCGAGGCGAACGAGAAAAACCCGCGUACAUGGCUGAACCCGCUUGAGGCUCGACUCCCGAAAGCCCCGGAUAUGAAGAUUUAUUGUUUCUACGGCGUCGGCAAGCCCACCGAACGCAGCUAUUUCUACCAGGAAGAGCGCGAUCCACAGGUCAAGCUGAACGUCAGCAUCGACACGACCGUCACGAUGAACGAUGAUAUCGACCACGGCGUGGUGAUGGGCGAGGGCGAUGGGACCGUCAACCUGCUCAGCACGGGGUACAUGUGCGCCAAGGGCUGGCACAUUAAACGAUAUAACCCAGCCGGAGCGAAAAUCAAGGUCUUUGAAAUGCCGCAUGAACCAGACAGGUUUUCACCGCGCGGCGGGCCCAACACAGGUAGGUUCAAGUUCGCAUUCAUUCCGGCAGAGCUAGCCACUAAUCAAUUCUAUACAGGCGACCACGUCGACAUCCUCGGCCGAGCCUCUCUAAACGACCUUAUCCUCCGCGUCGCUGGCGGCAAAGGCGACCAGAUCGAGGAGACGUUUGUUUCAAAUAUCCGCGAGUACGCGGAGCGUGUACAGAUCUUUGACGAUGAAUAG
Penicillium argentinense is the source of this 1932-nucleotide messenger RNA. RefSeq names its product phospholipid:diacylglycerol acyltransferase. Lineage: Eukaryota; Fungi; Ascomycota; Eurotiomycetes; Eurotiales; Aspergillaceae. Gene Ontology annotation, molecular function: phospholipid:diacylglycerol acyltransferase activity. Gene Ontology annotation, biological process: triglyceride biosynthetic process; lipid storage. The transcript has 2 exons. The record is from RefSeq and is a predicted model, not a curated record. The coding region runs from base 1 to 1932 and encodes 643 amino acids. Gene Ontology annotation, cellular component: cytoplasm; perinuclear endoplasmic reticulum.